Molecule: messenger RNA, 627 nt
Organism: Hemisphaericaspora subhashii
Lineage: Eukaryota; Fungi; Ascomycota; Pichiomycetes; Serinales; Debaryomycetaceae
Gene: SBA1
Product: Hsp90 cochaperone
Exons: 1
Coding region: 1-627 (208 amino acids)
Biological process (GO): protein folding; chaperone-mediated protein complex assembly
Cellular component (GO): nucleus; cytosol
Molecular function (GO): Hsp90 protein binding; protein-folding chaperone binding
Source: RefSeq, a predicted model, not a curated record
AUGACAACCACACAAAUUCCACGAGUUCUUUGGGCACAACGUUCAAAUGAAGACGAUGCUUCUAAGAAUGUUUUAUAUCUCACGGUAGAAAUGCUUGAUUAUACAGACACCAAAAUAGAUUUAAAACCAACGUAUUUAAAAGUAGAAGCCAAUUCUCCAGAUAAAACAAUCCAUUAUGAUUUAAACAUAGAUUUCUUUGAUGAAGUAGAUCCAGAACACUCUCAUGUUAAUACCGAAAAUGGAUCUCAUAUCUUUAUGGUUAUUAGAAAGAAAACUAUUAAAGAAGAAUAUUGGCCAAGAUUAACUAAAGAAAAGUUGAAAUAUCAUUUUAUUCACACCGAUUUCGAUAAAUGGGUUGAUGAAGAUGAACAAAAUGAAGCCGCUAAAGUCGAUGAUGAAUUAGGUAAUAUGAUGAACAUGGGCGGCGGUGGUGCUGGUGGACUCGAUUUUUCACAAUUAAUGGCAGGUGCAGGUGGUGCUGGCGGUCUUGGUGGAGCAGGUGGUCAAAACUUUGAUAUUAGUUCAUUGGCAAGUCAAUUGGGUCAAGCUUCUGAAGGGGCUCACGAAGGCGAAGACAACGAGGAUGAUGGUGAAGAAGAAGUGGAGAAUGCCAAAGCCGACCAAUAA